GAUUGAUGUAUUUUUGCAAUAUUUUCAGUCUUUUUUUCUCAAGCAUUUCAAGCUUCUCAAAUAAAAGUUCAUUUAUAUAGGAAUCGACUUAAGGGUCCUCAAGUUAACAUCUAAUUAGAUUCUAAGACUUCAAGAUUGUCCGUUUGAUUUUCAGUUCUCUUUUGAUUCUUUUCUAUUCUCUUGUAUUAUUGAGAUGACCUUUAUUAUGUAAUAAUAAAUAAUAAUUUAGGACGACCUUCCUACUUUGGUUCAUGGCGUACUGAUAUGAUUAAAUAAGAUAAUAUAGCCAAUGUUUGUGAUCGCUAACACAAUGUGGAUUUGGAAAUUGAUUUACUUUGUCCUUGUGAUCAAUCUUAACGUUUAUACAUGUCAGAGCGGAGAGUGUCAAACAGUGGUUAGUGAUAUCCUGUUCCUCUUGGACGCCUCCGGAAGUAUCGGUCAGCAUGUCUAUCACACUCAAAUCAUUCCAUUCGUUCGGGAUUUUAUCCUUCAGCGUUCACUCACCUUGGGGCCCCUUAACACCCAGGUGGGGGUCAUGAACUUUGCCGGUGGACAGCACAGUGAUUUGCCCUUGAAAAAUUUUCAUACAAAAGCAGAAUUAAUAACAGAAAUUCAGACCUAUAUGUCCUAUCGCGGUGGAGCGACAGACACACACAAUGCCUUGACGCAUGUAAGAACGCAUAUGUUUACAAAAGAGAACGGUGACCGACCGGCAGCGGAAAACGUUCUAAUCGUCAUGACAGAUGGUGGGUCGUCCAUUCCAGAAGAAACCAUAACGGAGAUCUACAACCUUAAACGCCAGAAUGUUACAAUCUACGUGGUGCCUGUCGGAAAUUGUAAGUUGUACUGGGGCGAAAUUCAUACUAUGGCCACCAGCUCACAACACGUGAUCACCGAUCUGAAUCACAUUGAUACUUUCACAGCAGCACGAUUCCUGUGGAAACAGAUAUGUAGGGGCAUUUGA
This is a messenger RNA of Saccostrea cuccullata (small rock oyster), 964 nucleotides long. Its product is annotated as collagen alpha-1(XX) chain-like. Lineage: Eukaryota; Metazoa; Mollusca; Bivalvia; Ostreida; Ostreidae. The coding region runs from base 290 to 964 and encodes 224 amino acids. The transcript is spliced from 5 exons. The record is from RefSeq and is a predicted model, not a curated record.